AAAUAGACAAUGAUUGGUAAAAGAAAAACCCAGAAAAUAAAAAUAAAAAUUUUACCUCUUCACGAACCUGCAUGAGCAUCAGCCACCAACUUCCGGUUAUGCCGUUCAUGGUCAUGUAAAUGUCGCCCCACCUCCAAUGCAGAUUCGGGCAUGAUUCGUUGAGAAUAAAUCCCCAUAAAUCAGAGAGCCUAGAAUCCAUGGCUACAAGUAUAUCUGUAGAGUGUGCAUAAGCGAUAUUGGUCGUCCUGUGUGAUUCUAGGCUCUGUGAUUUAUGGGGAUUUAUUCUCAGCGAAUCAUGCCCGAAGCUGCAUUGGGGAUGGGGCGACAUUUACAUGACCAUGAACGGCGUAACCGGAAGUUGGUGGCUGAUGCUCAAGCAGGUUCGUGAAGAGGUAAAAUUUUUAUUUUUAUUUUCUGGGUUUUUCUUUUACCAAUCAUUGUCUAUUUUCUUUUAAUAUGGCAUCAGUUUGUUGGUUCCUAAAAUACUAUAUUAUUAAUAACAGAUGAUGAGUUUGCCAUAGAGCGGCAUUUACGGCUUACCAGUUUAGGUGUUGUGAUCCCGCCGGUGCCCUGGUCGUUGGCUGGGAUCUUAACAGUUCUCACCAGCAGAUCUACAAUGUCAUGGCUUCACCAGUGCCUUUACAAAGGAUGAUAAUGGGGGGUGGUCAGUGCCUUUACAAAAAUCAUUUGGGGUUCUCAAAACUCCUUUCCGGUUCCUAUUGACGAAGAGCAGAUUUACAGCCGUAGGAAAUCAACUUUCUGAGUCAGAUUUACAGCAGUAGGAAUGCGGCAAGAAGAAAAUACAUGGGAAAAUUUUAAAAAUAUAAAGGGUUGUUUGCUCUUCGUCAAUAGGAACCGGAAUGGAGUUUUGAGAACCCAAAUGAUUUUUGGGUCCAAAAACGCCAUGAGAGACUCAGGUUUACAAGCAGUAGGCUUGAAAAAGCAAAAAGGACGCUUCGACGACGGUGGCGGAGCGGUUGCCGAGCUGGAGGACCAGCUCCUUUACAAAGGAUGAUAAUGGGGGUGGUCAGUGGCCAGCAGCUGCGGGGUCUUGAUCAGACCACAUCAUUCUCCGAGAUCUUCCUGCAGAUGGGGCUCGAGCAGUAGAGUUUGUGAGGGACCUUUUACACCAAGCUGCAGCGAACGACCCGUACAGCGGCGGACACUUAUGGGUGAGGCUAAACGUUAAAAGGGCUAGUGAGUACAAGUAUCUUAAUCAGAGUGAUUGUUUGGAAAUUGAUGGUGUAGGUGAUGCGCGGAAGUUUCAUAUACUUCUGGAAGUGCUGAUGUUGUUCAAGUCUGUAAGGAAGAUCAAGAACACAUGCUUUCAUUGCUGGCCGCAGUGUUAUGGCUGGGAAACAUAUCAUUUCAAGCAAUUGACAAUGAGAAGCAUGUGGAAGUGUUGGCUGAUGAAGGCAAUUGUUGCAAGAAAGUGGGGAAAUGCUGUACUGGGAGAUCCAUCAGUAUACUUGGUAUUUACGGGUUUGAGUCAUUCCAGAACGGCUUUGAACAAAUGUGUAUUAAUUAUGCAAAUGAGAGGCUGCAGCAACAUUUCAACCGACAAUUAUAUAAGCUUGAGCAGGAGGAAUGUGAAUUGGAUGGGGUUGAUUGGACUAAAGUUGAUUUUCAAGACAAUCAAGAAUGCUUGAAUCUAUUUGAGAAGACGAGUCUUUCUGUAGCCAGAAGGAGUUUUGCAUCUGACAAUACUGCUGGUCAACCUGGAAGACUAGGUUCUGUUUCAUCACCCUGCUACGAUUCUGAAGAAGCCACAUCUUUGGGACCUGGAACUCCUGGUGCAAGCACACCCUUUAAUGGAGCAGGGUGUCAGGCUAACGGCAGUUCAAAUGCAGUCAGCAAUCUGUUGAGGGAAUUUGAGCAGUGAGACAGAUAUUCGGUGAUGAUACGAAAGCUCUAGUUGAAGGUUUAACCUGGGCGGUCAGCUGCAAAUAUGAAUCCUGAGGAAGAUCUACGAAAACCUGAACACCGCUUUGAGUCCUGGAAGAAAGAGUACAAGGCAAGAUUACGGGAGACAAAGACAAAGCUUUAUAAAAUUUGGCACACAGGAGGAAAAGUGACGGAGAAAAUGGUGGGGAAAGAUAGACUCAAGAGCAUUGUAAUAUCUUGUUUUAGAUGAUCAAUCACCGUCUCAUGAUGGACCAAGAAGGAGGUACCUAAGAGGAUGAUUGAAGAAAGGAACGUUCUCAGUAAGCUACCUCUCCUUCUUCAUUAGCUUCUCCUCUGUUUACAUAUAUGGCAUCACAUAUCGGUGAAUUUGGUGUGGGGUAGUAUUUUUUUUUGGUAAACUGGAUUUAUAACCAGGGCAAAGCCAAUAAAGAUACAAGGGAGAUCAAAGCAAGGACCAACCCACAAACAUAACAUAAUAAACUACAACAGAGUGACAAAGGGAAUAAAGACCCGACACAAACCACAACUUUGUGUCACCCUAAAUCCUGCCAUUGAAAGUGGAAUCACAUAAACUUAAAAUUACUUCCUUUGAAUCAGAUUCCAUAAUGAUUUUGUCUAGCUCCAAGUUCUUGGCAGGCAUACAUCCCUCCAAAAUUGCCUUAGCCUCCGCCACUUGAACGCUUGAAGCCGAUAUACAUAAUUUCCUUGCAGCAACAAACUUACCAUUCAAAUCUCGAAUCACCAUUGCAACAUUUCCUUUCUUCGUUGUAGCAUUCCAGCUAGUGUCCACAUUUACUUUAAACAGGAGGAGACCAAGCAGAUAUGGGUUGAGAAUUACCUUGUAGAUUUCCAUGGUUGUCUGAACUUGUCCGCAUCCCGCUUAUAGCCCUUUGAGUUCUCCUAGUAGCCUCCAUAAAAGCAGCACAUCUAAUCUUGUGAAUAACCUGCAAAGGUGACACACUCUUUUGAUUGAAAAUAGCAUUACAUCUCUCUUUCCAAAUACUCCAACAAGUGAACGCCACUUGUGACAAAAUUCAUGUUUUAUCCUACUUAUUGCCCAUGAUAUGCACAAUUAAAAAGUGCAACGAAUUAUUAAAAGUAUCAAUUUCAUGUUUAUUCACCUUAUAGUUAAGUUGUUCUCCAAACCAGACAGGUUCAACCAAUGGACAAAGAAAAAACAUAUGCUCCAUAGUCUCCUCUUACUCAUUACAAAUGGGGCAUAAUGGAGAGUCAGCAACACGUCUCUUAAAGAGGGCCAACCUUGUAGCAAGAGCUCUAUGGACAACUCUCCACAUAAAAGUGCGAAUUUUAGGAGGGGUUUCCAGCUUCCAGAUGCAUUUCCAGACUUGGCAACUAAUUGAUGCCUGGAGGAAGAGCUCCGGUUUCGAUUAGACUCCUUAUCAUGAAUCCAAUGAUAACCCGAUUUCAUCGUAUAGACACCCCUUUUCUCCAAAGGCCAAAUUAAUCUAUCAUUACAGGAAGGAUCCCCAAUUUUUAUUUCUUUUAUCUCAUUAAGCUCCCUCUCAGAGAUGCAAGAACUAAUGGGUUGAACAUCCCAUUCUUGAGAGGAAGGCCGAAUUAUAGAAGCAACAUUUUGGUUUGGGUUUAUAUUAGAAUCCUCACAAGGAUUAGGAUGCCCAUUUGGUAAUGAAGGAAUCCAUCGAUCGACCUAUAACCGUAUUGUUUCACUAUUCAUCACCUGCCAUUGAGCAUCGCCCAAUAAAAUCUCUCUCCUUUCCAAUAAGCUUGCCCAAGCCCACGAAGCUCUACUUCCUUUUUUUAGCUUCCAGAAAUGAUGAAUUCAGAAAGUAUCUUGCCUUCAUAACUCUCACCCAUAAGGAUUCCGGCUCCAUCACCAUUCUCCAACAUUGUUUAGCCAACAAAGCCACAUUAAACUCCUGUAAGUUCCUGAAACCCAAACCUCCCUCUUGUUUUGGCAAACCUAAUACAUCCCAACUAACCCAGCGAAUCUUUUUAUCAUCAUAAUUUUGUCCCCACCAAAACCCAGCCACAAGAGAGUCAAAUUCUUUACAGAUACUUGCAGGAAAUUUAAAAAUAUUCAUUGGGUAAACUGGUACAGCUUGAGCAACCGCUUUAAUAAGCAUCUUCUUUCCCGCAUGAGACAACAACUUCUGUUUCUAUCCCUGGAUUUUCCUUAAUAAUCGAUCCUUAAUAUACCCCAAAGCUUGACGUUUAGACCUACCCCAAAUUGUUGGCAAACCAAGAUAAGUACCAGGAUUACCAACAAUUUGCAUUCCAAUAGCACCCUAUUCUUCCAUUACAUUUCUUGGGGUAUUAGCACUGAAAUACAUACUUGAUUUAUUAAGACUAACUUGUUGGCACGAAGCAUCACAAUAAGCAUUUAAAAUCUUAAUAAUGUUCCUGCAAU
Molecule: messenger RNA, 4294 nt
Organism: Malus domestica (apple)
Lineage: Eukaryota; Viridiplantae; Streptophyta; Magnoliopsida; Rosales; Rosaceae
Product: myosin-4-like
Biological process (GO): actin filament organization; vesicle transport along actin filament
Cellular component (GO): cytoplasm; actin cytoskeleton; vesicle
Molecular function (GO): ATP binding; microfilament motor activity; actin filament binding
Source: RefSeq, a predicted model, not a curated record